CUUUCCCGCGAUGCCCAAAAAGAAGGAGAAGAAAAACGGCGACGGGCAAGACGAAGACAAGAAGAAAACGAAGAAAAACCAAAGCCAGCCGCUUCCCGUGGAAGAAAACGACAAAGAAAAAGAUUUGUAUCUCAUUCAAAUUCGAUUUUUAAGCGAACAGCUGGAGAGAUAUCAGCUGAAAUGUAAGGAAGUGACCAAUGAGAAGAAGGCCUUGAUGUCUCAGUGCAGCUUUCUGGAGAAGGAGAAGGAGGACAUUGUGGACUUUCUCAAGCGCUCCCUGCUGGAGAAAGAGGACGAGCUGGACGACACGUCCGAGCGUCUGCGGGCUCUGCGGCGAGAGGCCGACCAGGGCAUGGAUGCUCUGCGACUGCAGCUGGCUCGGGAGAGACAGGAAGUGGUGGAGCGCAGCGACGAGCUGGCGGAACAGAACGUGAAGCUAGUGGCCAGGCUGACUGCUGUGGAGGAGUUUGAGAGGCAGAAGGAGCAGACGAUGUCCAAGAUGGUGUCGCUGGAGAAGCAGCUGACCAAUCAGGAGGAGGCACACGCCGCUGCCGUGCACGCUGUGGAGAUGAAGGCUCUGCUGGAAAAGCGCAGAUGGCCGCCACAGUUGACCUCUCCCUUCCCCCGGCUGGACAGGCUGGUGAGUCAGAUGGAGGUCCAGGCGGUGGACUUGGAGCGCAUGGCGGAGAGCAAACUGCCCGAGACCACCAGGAGGACCCUGCGGGAGAACCAGCGGGUCAAGGUGCGAUACGGCGUGCUCUCCGAGAGGGCCCACGACCUGGCCCAGGAGAACGCCGCCCUGCGGGACCAGAAGACCAAGCUGGCCGCAGACGUGGACGUCUUGGAGGAGACCAUCAGGGAAAUGUCCCGUCAGACUUGUGUCCGCAAGAAGGUGGCGGAGCAGCUGACCUCAAAGUGCCAGCAGCUGCAGACGCAGCUGAAGGAGAGCAGCCAUGACUUGGAGCAACUUGGGAGCAAACAUGAGAAAGUCCGAGGCCAACUGGAGGAAGUCAGAGACAGCCAUACCAUCGCCAUCAAGCAGUCCAGCAAAAACCGUGCUUUGGCGGCGCGACUGGAGGCGGAGCUACAGCAGGAGAGGGAGAGAAGGUCCAAAAUGCAGGAAGCCGUGGCCGCUGUCAGACAUGUUGUCAUGGAAGCACAUCAGAACCCGGAGGCGGUCCGGUGGAAUCAGCUGAUGCGGAAGCUUCUGGUCAUCCUGGAAGGCCACGCCCCCUCGAUGAGCGACGCCAGCAAGCUCACCUCUGACAGGCGGUAA
Messenger RNA from Nerophis lumbriciformis (worm pipefish), 1276 nucleotides. Lineage: Eukaryota; Metazoa; Chordata; Actinopteri; Syngnathiformes; Syngnathidae. The record is from RefSeq and is a predicted model, not a curated record.